AAACUAUUUCGGUUUGCUAGAGGAACAUUUUAAAUCUGAACUGAACCACUCACUUUGCUUUCUUAGCCAAAUCACCAAAAUGUCCAGUUAGAACAAGAAUUUAGCAUUCUGCAAAAGAAGUUAACAGCUGAGUAGAGACGGGGUUUCACCGUAUUGACCAGGAUGGUCUCAAUCUCUUGACCUCGUGAUCCACCCGCCUCGGCCUCCCAAAGUGCUGGGAUUACAGGCUUGAGCCACCGUGCCCGGCCUAAGAACUAAAAUCUUAUAGCAUCAGGAACAAAGAAAACUAGGUAAGGAGAAAACAUUCUGAAAUGGAUCCCAAAUAUUUCAUCUUAAUGUUGUUUUGUGGACACCUGAACAAUAUAUUUUUUUCAAAGACAGAGACAAUUACAACAGAGAAGCAGCCACAGCCUACCUUAUUCAGAUCAUCAACGUCAUAUGUCUUAGCUAAUUCUCAAAACACAACAGAGAAUCCUUUGGGUCAAUCAACACAAUUCAAUGACACAUCUUCUGGACAGUCAGUAUCAUCUGCCAAAGCCACUGCUGGACAACCAACACCAGCUGUCUAUACUUCUGGAAAAUCAGCAGCACAUACUUCCGCUGGACAACCACUUGCCUAUAACACCAAACAACUAAUACCAACAGCCAGCAACUCCUCCCAGCAACCUGUAUUCACCUCUGCCAGACAACUACCACCAUCUACCCAUAUUUCUACCACACAACCACCGCCAUUUGUCUAUACUUUCACUCAACAAUCAUCAUCUGUCCAGAGCCCUUCUGGAAAACGAAUACCACCAACUGUUCAUGAUCCAUCCACACAACCAACAUCAACUGUCAAAAAUUCAUCUAGGAGUACACCAGGAUUUAUCUUAGAUGCUAUCAGUAACAAAAAAACCCCACAAAAAAACAAUAAUAAUUCAACAGCUGCCAUACUAGUUGGUGUACUUCUGACUUCUAUGUUGGUAGCUAUAAUCAUUAUUGUACUUUGGAAAUGCUUAAGGAAGCCAGUUUUAAAUGAUCAAAAUUGGGCAGGUAGAUCUCCAUUUGCUGAUGGAGAAACUCCUGACAUUUGUAUGGAUAACAUUAGAGAAAAUGAAAUACCCACAAAACGUACCUCAGUCAUUUCACUUACACCCUGGAAGCCAAGCAAAAGCACACUUUUAGCAGAUGAUUUAGAAAUUAAGUUGUUUGAAUCAAGUGAAAACAUUGAAGACUCCAACAACCCCAAAACAGAGAAAAUAAAAGAUCAAGGGAAUGGUACAUCAGAAGACAGUGCUGAUGGAUCAACAAUUGGAACUGCUGUUUCUUCAGAUGAUGAUGCAGAUCUGCCUCCACCACCUCCCCUUCUGGAUUUGGAAGGACAGGAAAGUAGCCAGUCUGUCAAACCCACAAUGAUAAUUGUAUCUCCUCUUCCAAAUGAUUCUCCUAGUCUUCCUCCAUCUCUGGACUGUCUCAAUCAAGACUGUGGAGAUCAUAAAUCUGAAACAAUACAAUCAUUUCCACCCCCCACUGACUCACUUAACUUGCCCCCGCCACCAGUAGAUUUUAUGAAAAACCAAGAAGAUUCCAACCUUGAGAUCCAGUGUCAGGAGUUCUCUAUUCCUCCCAACUCUGAUCAAGAUCUUAAUGAAUCCCUGCCACCUCCACCUGCAGAAUUGUUAUAAAUAUGACAACUUGCUUUUUAGCUGAUCUUCUGUCCUUAAAUGACUCUCUUUUGAUUUUUUUUUAUAUGUUAAAAUAUAUAAAAUGGCAACUGG
Cebus imitator (Panamanian white-faced capuchin) is the source of this 1757-nucleotide messenger RNA. RefSeq names its product ecotropic viral integration site 2B (gene EVI2B). The transcript has 3 exons. The coding region runs from base 312 to 1664 and encodes 450 amino acids. Gene Ontology annotation, biological process: positive regulation of neutrophil differentiation; regulation of stem cell division. NCBI's taxonomy places the organism in Eukaryota, Metazoa, Chordata, Mammalia, Primates, Cebidae. The record is from RefSeq and is a predicted model, not a curated record.